Aspergillus bombycis is the source of this 2793-nucleotide messenger RNA. RefSeq lists its product as uncharacterized. Lineage: Eukaryota; Fungi; Ascomycota; Eurotiomycetes; Eurotiales; Aspergillaceae. Gene Ontology annotation, molecular function: protein binding. The transcript has a single exon. The record is from RefSeq and is a predicted model, not a curated record. Bases 1 to 2793 code for a protein of 930 amino acids.
AUGAUAGAACAAUUUGAAUAUGACCCUUUGCCAGAGCCAACGUGCGUCCGUUUAGUAUCCUUUGUUCCUCAGGAUGAUGCCACCCGCUUUCCUCCCCUGACCGAAGGCGAGCCCCUGCUCCAGCUAUCGCUAUCCGUAGUGGAUCUGCAGGAUACCCCGCACUAUGAGGCCCUGUCAUAUACCUGGGGAUCCCCAUUCCCCCCAGAGGACUCAAGAUCAACAGCUUACGAUGAUAAGAAUAGUCAACGGCUAGUCAUUGUCAAUGGGCGUGAACAUGAGAUUGGACGGAAUCUCUGGGAGUUCUUGCAUCAACAGCAGCAGACCAAUGCGAAUCUCGGGAAAGAGGCCGCCGAAAUGUUAGCGGCUGGGUUGGACACUUAUGGGCGGACUCCAUUAAUGCGCGCUGUCAUAGAUAGAAGGCUCGAUCUGACAGAGGCUUUGCUCGCCCUAGGUGCUGACACAGAGCAACGAGAUAACGAGGGAAAGUCGGCACUCCAUUACGCUGUUACUAGCGAUAUCUUGAGCGUUGACCUCGCACAGAUGCUGGUCUAUCAUGGCGCAGACAUCUACGCGGAUACACAAGAAGGGAAAACGCCACUGGACGACGUAAAAGACGAGGUCGCUGAGCUGAUCAAGUCCCUCAGUAAAGACCUUGGAGGAAAGACCCUGCCGAGAGGCCUGCGACUCUCAACACAUAGGCCUAUGUGGAUUGAUUCUAUCUCGAUCAAUCAGAAGGAUACAACUGAGCGCAAUAUGCAGGUGGCUCUGAUGUCAGAUAUAUAUAGCAAGGCAAUGUCUGUUGUUGUGUGGCUGGGUGUGGAGGGCGAGCCCAUUCCUCUUGCACUGGGGCCCCUUAGCAGGCAUUUUAUACACUGGAUAGGCUUUACCGCGGUGAGAGAUUCCGGACUUACGGGGUUAAGUCUGGGAAAUGUCUUGAAACAACGCUACAGUAUUCAGGAUAUACUAGAGACGCUGGCUUUUGAGAAGCUUAUGGCGAGGACGUGGUGGUCCCGAACCUGGGUUAUCCAGGAGCUGACGCUGGCGAAGCGUACCCUGAUCACUUGUGGCUCACUCACAACUCACCCUAUGGAAACCGCUGUCAUAUUAAACUUGCUAUGCUAUAUUCCUUCUCCUGGGGUAAUUGAGCUUCCAGGCUGCGAGCCAUUUGGAGACAUUACGGCCCUCUUUGAGAGCGCACGUUUUUCAGGGGUACGCGGCAUCGAAGCACUCAUGCUUGCUGAUAUCGGUUUCAGAGCCUCUGUGCACACAGGGCAGCGGGAACUCCUCAUUAAGGACGUCUUAAAAUUGAGUGAAGCGGUGCCGAAUGUUUCCUGGGGGCGAAGACUAAGCCUCCAAAACCUAGGAAGAUUAGGCUGGUGGUCCCAGUGCAGCGACCCGAGAGAUAAGGUCUUCGGGCUAGUUGGGAUGGCUUGCCCUGAUCCACGGGACCAGGGGAUUGUUGUGGAUUACGAUAUACCUACAGACAAGGUGUUUAUUCGGUAUGGUCACUUAUUCAUGCAGGGCUCAGCCGAGCCGAUCCAGGAUCUAUACACUGGCGAAUCCUAUUUUUUCGAGCCCCUGGAGGGGCUCUCCUAUGUUCAGGACACGCCAAAUCCCCAUCCCGAGUUCCAGGACUACAAAGCCAAACUUCCGUCCUGGACCCCGAAUUUCAGCGCCCAUCUCACAACCUGCCGCAUCUGGUCCCGGAAACAUAGCGCAACCUCGGGCAUGCCGAACAGCCCAGCAAUUGUUUCGCAUCCGGACCCCAGAAUUCUGUGCGUGAAUGGGCAUAUAGUGGAUCGUGUUGUAGCAAUAGAGCGGGCCCACAACAAGGGAGAUGUACACGAGUCCGAGGUAUUGGCCUGGCUGAAAUUCAUACGGGACUUGGAUCCGGAAGGAGGCAGCCGUGUAGACGCUCUGCGGCAAACAUUAACGGCUGGUAACCAAGUCCAGAAUAAGAAGGUCGCGCGUAAGGCCUUUCGAGACUUUAUCGCAAGCAAACUAUGUCAGAGCCAAACAGAUCUUGAACUGGAAUCGGUAAUCGCGCAACUGCGCAUCUCUAACCCCCGGGACACGUUGCCCUCGCUUAAGGCGCUUCAAAAGCAAAAGCGGGAGCGCCGGAAAUAUAAGCAGGAGGUCCUGACACUAGUCUUGAAGCAACUGAAAAAGGUUGAGGAACUCCAGGGAGAACUGCGGGGGCUCCAGGACAAAGUGCAAGGGCUUCUGAAACUACAACAGGGGCUCGAGAAACAAAAGCAGGAGCUCCUGAAACUAGAGCAGGACAUCCGAAAUCAAGAAUAUGUGCUCCCGGAACAGAGGCAGGCAUCGCGCGACUUACUACGGGGAUUCAUGGAACUACUGCCGGAGCUCCGGCAGCGUGAACACCUACAAGUAGAACCAGGACUCAUGUACCUUACAUUGGAGGAGAUGCGGAAAAGAAUGGUCGAUGAGCUACAACUCAGUCCUCCCGACUACACUCAGUUAAGAGCGUUUCACACGCUCUUGAGACGGUACAACCGGUCUAGAUGCCUGUUCCGGACUACAAAGGGCUAUAUCGGUCUUGGGCCUGUUGGUGUACAACCCGGUGAUGAAGUCUGGUUGUUUGCUACCGCACGGACACCUUUUGUCCUGCGUCGACCAUCGGAAGGGUCCCUGAGAAGGGAGACCCGGGGUUCGAAUUCCUCCACAGCGGAAGGUGAAUGCCGAGUAUUCAUCGGAGAGACUUACGUUCAUGGAAUUAUGAAUGGGGAAGCGAUGCAGAAAGGUGACUUUCGUCCGGUGGCUCUAGUAUAA